This is a messenger RNA of Syzygium oleosum, 1829 nucleotides long. Its product is annotated as cytochrome P450 714C2-like. Gene Ontology annotation, molecular function: heme binding; oxidoreductase activity, acting on paired donors, with incorporation or reduction of molecular oxygen; monooxygenase activity. The record is from RefSeq and is a predicted model, not a curated record. The transcript is spliced from 5 exons. NCBI's taxonomy places the organism in Eukaryota, Viridiplantae, Streptophyta, Magnoliopsida, Myrtales, Myrtaceae. Bases 224 to 1780 code for a protein of 518 amino acids.
CCUCGCAGAGGAGCUAAGGGUAGGAGUUGCUUAUACUCAUGAGAUCUCCCAAUGAUUCUGGCCUUGAAUAGUUAACCAAUGUGGCCUACAUUGGGUCACGGGAGCAUAGUUGAAGCACUCUUUACAGUGACACUGAACCAAGAUCUAAAAUUCCCAGACGGGCAAGCAUAAUAUUUCCUUGAAGAGUUUCACCUCGACAGAGAAAAUAGUGUAUGCCCUCUCCAUGGAUUCCCGUUUUGGUAACGCACUUGUAGCACUAGCUUUGGUAGUUGUUUUAGGAUUGUCAAUACGUCUGUACACUCUGCUUGUGUUGAAGCCACAGAGGCUUAGAACCUUGCUCGGAAGGCAGGGCAUCAGAGGACCGCCUGUAUCGCUCUUACUUGGAAACAUCAGUGAGAUCAAGAAAUCACAGCUGACCACCGAAAAGCCUGUCGGAGGUGAUUCUUCAGCCUCUCAUGACUGUGCAGCUUCGCUCUUCCCUUCAUUUGAGCAAUGGAGAGCUCAAUAUGGCGAAGUGUUCGUGUUUGCACUGGGUAACAUACAAAUACUCUGUGUGAAUCAACCCGAUGUGGUGAGAGAGAUAACGACAUGCACCUCUUUGGACUUGGGAAAACCCUCCUACCAACAUAGAGAGAGAGGUCCUCUUCUUGGUCGGGGCAUUCUGACUUCUAAUGGCCGUGCAUGGGCCCAUCAGAGGAAGAUCAUUGCUCCUGAGCUGUUCAUGGACAAGGUCAAGGGCAUGAUACCUUUGAUUACUGAAUCCACGGUGACAUUGCUGGAAUGCUGGAAAAGAAGAAUCGAAACUGAGGGUGGAACUGCAGAUAUCAAAAUCGACCACCAUAUGAGAAGCUUCUCUGCAGAUGUGAUCUCAAGAGCCUGUUUUGGAAGCAACUUCAGUAGAGGGAAAGACAUUUCCCAUAAGCUAAGGCAGCUCCAAGAGUUGAUGGCCAAGAAAUACUUGGGUACUGGGAUUCCUGGCAUGAGAUAUAUUCCCACCAAGAGCAACAGAGUGGCUUGGGCUUUAGAGAAAGAGGUUAGAAGCUUGAUACUCCAAUUAGUGAAGGGGCGAAAAGAAGCUCCCGGCGAGAAGGAUCUAUUGCAGAUGGUUCUUGAUGGCGCCAAAAACGGUGGUCUGAGCCCGCACGCAACCGAUAGCUUCAUCGUUGAUAAUUGCAAGAACAUUUACCUUGCGGGCUAUGAGACUACUGCAGUUUCAGCCACACGGUGCCUCAUGCUCUUGGCUUCAAACCCCGAGUGGCAGGCUCGGGUUCGCACAGAGGUCCUACAGAUUCGUGGGAAUCGCUUCCCUGAUGCAGAUAUGCUGCGUAGAAUGAAACAGCUGUCAAUGGUAAUUCAAGAAUCGCUGCGUUUAUAUCCCCCGGUAGCCGUGGUAUCAAGGGAGGCUCUCGAGGACAUGAAACUCAGAGAUAUACAAGUACCAAGAGGCGUAAAUGUUUGGAUCAUGGUGGCUACGUUGCACACCGACCCGGAAAUAUGGGGACCCGAUGCAUACAAAUUCAACCCGCAACGAUUCGAAAAUGGGAUCGCAGGAGCCUGCAAGCUUCCACUUCUGUACAUGCCAUUCGGGGUCAGUCCAAGGGUGUGCCUCGGUCAGAACUUGGCCAUGGUUGAGCUCAAGAUACUGAUCUCACUUGUUCUCUGCAAUUUCGAUUUUUGCCUCUCCACCAAGUAUACUCAUUCACCCGCUCUUAGGCUGGUUAUAGAACCAGAGCAUGGAGUAGAUCUCCAGGUGAGAAAAUUGGAGGCCAUGCCCUUCUAACUGAAUCAUUUGUGUAACACAAGAAUGCAUGCAAUUCUAUCUAAUUACU